Molecule: messenger RNA, 285 nt
Organism: Bacidia gigantensis
Lineage: Eukaryota; Fungi; Ascomycota; Lecanoromycetes; Lecanorales; Ramalinaceae
Exons: 2
Coding region: 1-285 (94 amino acids)
Source: RefSeq, a predicted model, not a curated record
AUGGUGAAAACUACCUCUGGCCAGGGUCAGCUCGACAAAAACGGCCAGAUUGUGCCCAUAGUCUCGGCGCAGUUCCCAGCUGAACCAGGCAUGAGUUACAAAUUCAAUCCGGUAGCUAAAUACUAUGUUGCCGAUACAUCGUAUGUACAGAGCAGUGCGGUCGAUAUUGGUACCGGCUCCUUGAAUCCCGGAGAGAUUCAUUUCAGCUCCGGAGAAGGACAGGGCAAGGCGACCGCUAUCGUCACGAUCGAUUCCUCCAACAAUUUUACGAUCGAGUACGAGUAA